Hypoxylon fragiforme is the source of this 1557-nucleotide messenger RNA. RefSeq lists its product as uncharacterized. The record is from RefSeq and is a predicted model, not a curated record. The transcript is spliced from 2 exons. Lineage: Eukaryota; Fungi; Ascomycota; Sordariomycetes; Xylariales; Hypoxylaceae. The coding region runs from base 1 to 1557 and encodes 518 amino acids.
AUGGAUCGCACCGAGUUCUUCGGCUCUCAAGUCGGCGGCGAGUCCAUCAUCAACUAUAGCUAUACCGAUAUGCCCUGGAAGCUUAUAAUGUGGGAUAUCUACCACUUCUUCACCUUCUCUUGGGCUCUACCCUGGGUACUCUGGCCUGUUCGCCCUUGCGACGGGGGCCACUUUGACGAACUUUCCCUCACUCGGCAGAAUAUUUGGUGUAUGUUCCUUCAUGCAAUCCUGAUAGUUCUGCAAGGAUCCUUCAUCCUCGUUUUGCCCUUGACUCUACUCUUUCCGGCAUGGUUGGUGGCUAUAUGGAUGUCGGGUUUCUUUGCGAUAAACUGGUUCAUAUGCCUAGGCCUAAACGGGAAAACCAUUACUUUUAACUCGGAUCCCAAAUAUGCGCCCGCUUUGGAGGAGCAUGCACAUGAACAAUGGAUAUUUUUGAACGGCGUUGCUGUUGGGGAGGCGUGGCUUCAAAGCAACAUCAAUCGUCUGGCAUUGACUUUCAAGAGGCCCAUCAUCGGUGUCCAUAACCGUACCACGGGCGUCAUAUUUGAUGUUGUCGAGUGUCUGAUUCAGCGUAACUUCGGAUAUGCGACCGGUGACAUUCGCGCAGCCUACAAAAUUGUCAAGGAAAAGCUGUAUAAUCCACAGUAUUCAAAAGUAGUCUUCAUCCUCCAUUCACAGGGCGGCAUUGAAGGCGGCCUAGUUCUGGACUGGCUCUUGCAGGAAUUACCACAGGAUCUUCUGGCUAAACUUGAAGUCUACACGUUUGGAAAUGCGUCGAAUCAUUUCAACAACCCACACCGACAUGCCGACUCGCAAGAAGUAGAACGGAAGUUUCCCAACAUCAGUACACAGAUUCCUAAGACCAUUGACGAAAUUCCACUCACCCACUCUCCAGUCGAGACUCACGCACCUUGUUCAAGGAGACGACUUUCUAACAGCAGUAUCUCCUCCUAUGUGCACAACUGUUUCUCUGGCUUUACCUCGAUGUCCAAGGAGUCAAAUGUGUCACACGAAACAACAUAUACGGUAGCAGCAUCUGAUCGUGCCAUCUCCCAUGUUGAGCAUUACGCUCAUACGACGGACUUCGUGGCGUUAUGGGGGAUUCUACACUUCGUGACAAAUGAGAACGCUUCCCCAACGAUGCCUCGGUAUAUCGGUCGUGUAUUCAGUCGCACUUCAACACGCGGUGGGCAUCAAUUUUGUCAACACUAUCUUAAUGGAAUGUUUCCACUGGUGCGCGACUACAAGGGCGAAUUUAUCGGCUGCGCUGAUAGCAACGAAUUUAUGAACAGUGUUGUGGAGUUAUCUGGAAGAGGGACGGAAAAAGACAAUGUGCGAGAGGGCAUUGAGAAUAGUUGGCCCAUGCUUGAGCUUGCUGGACGAAGGGCGAGCUUUAUUAAAGACGAAGUCGCCUUACAUGGCAGUUUCCAUGAAGAUACGAAUGGGAUAUAUGACGGCAAAGUGAGAGUUAAAGACCUAAGUCGACUGUGGCAGUACCGAAAUGGGAGAAGCCCGCCAGAUUUGCCCAGGGAAUUACGAAGAACGACACUGGAGUAG